Messenger RNA from Xyrauchen texanus (razorback sucker), 5144 nucleotides. RefSeq names its product KAT8 regulatory NSL complex subunit 3 (gene kansl3). Lineage: Eukaryota; Metazoa; Chordata; Actinopteri; Cypriniformes; Catostomidae. The record is from RefSeq and is a predicted model, not a curated record. The transcript has 19 exons. Gene Ontology annotation, cellular component: NSL complex. The coding region runs from base 249 to 2612 and encodes 787 amino acids. Gene Ontology annotation, biological process: positive regulation of transcription by RNA polymerase II.
GUGAAACAAAAGACAGUCGGCCAUGAUUGCUGAACGAUGUUUACGGAGUGGAUAUUAUUUAUCAGGAGUGUAUUUCUGUCUCUCCUUGUGAACCUGAGGUCUUUAGUAUUUCCUCUGAGUUAUUCAGAAGACCCUUCUUCUGGCCGAAAUGACGUGAAAGGAGCCUGAUAGUGGACAGGUUCAUGUUUGCGGCGCAAGCAGCCUCUGUUUCCAUCAGUUACAGAGCCUCUGUGUGGGGCUAAAGGACCAUGUUUCGUUCUGGGGGAGAGAGAGACUUCCAGACAUCUGCUCGAAGGAUGGGAACAUCCCUGCUCUUCCAGCUGUCGGUUCAUGAGCGAGAGUUGGAUCUCGUGUUCCUUGACCACAGCUAUGCCAAACCCUGGAAUGCUCACCCUGAUGCCAGCAGUGCACGGCCCACCCGCAUGCUGUUCAUCACCCCUAGACGGCAGUCUGACCCCUCUGUUGAUUCAGACAAUUCCAUUGACGUGGAGACAGUCACACCAACAGCAAUGCCUCUCUAUGACAAUCACAAAGCACGUAGUGUGAUGAACGAGUGUGAACGUCACGUUCUGUUCGCCCGAACAGUUGCUGACGGACCACCUCCUCCAGAUGAUUGGGAAGAACACAUUAACAAGACUGGCUGGUCACUGGCACAGAACAAGCUCUUUAAUAAAGUACUGAAGGCCCUUCAGGCAGAGAGACUGGGUAGAAUAGCCAAUGAUGGUGACUGUAAUGAGCCUGUAUUGCGCAGGACAGCUGUGGAUAAAUGUGCACGUAAGGUUCGCCACGUUCUGGCCAGCGUCAGGUGGGACUUAAAGCUUACUCAGUGGCUCCAUAGUACACUGGUGGAGUCUCUGAGUCUUGCCAUGCUGGCUGCUUAUCUUGAUGUGCUUCAGACACUCAAAAGCAAGGUACCGUCACUGAUCGACAGGAUGUUGAUGUCAUCUUCAGUGAAAACAGGAGCAGCAGGGGCCGAGGCUCUCUCCUUGCUUCUCAAACGCCCAUGGGACCCUGCUGUUGGCGUACUCUCACACAACAAACCAAGUAAGCUUCCUGGUUCCCCUCUGAUCCUAAUAGCUCCUUCAGGACCAACCAACCCAGCUUUAUCUACCUCUCGACGAAUGAGAUUCUGGCAAUCUCAGCUCUCUUGUCUUGGGAAGGUUAUUCCUAUCAACGUUCACAUGGGCAGUGGAGCUAACAUCGGCAUCACACAGUGUUUAGAGCACAUGAUCGGCACUAUCAGAGGAAAGAUUAUCGAGGUUCACAGUCACUUUCCUCAUAAACCGAUUGUUUUGGUGGGCUGGAAUGUAGGGGCACUGAUGGCUUGCCAUGUGUCCCUUAUGGAAUACAUGACUGCAGUUGUGUGUUUGGGAUUCCCGCUUCAAACAGUCAACGGUUCACGAGGGGAUGUUGAUGAUCCGCUGUUGGACAUUAAGACUCCAGUGCUGUUUGUGGUCGGCCAGAAUGCACUACAGUGCAGCCCCGAGAACAUGGAGGAGUUCAGGGAAAAGAUACGAGCCGAUAACAGCAUGGUAGUUGUCGGAGGGGCGGACGACAACCUGAGGAUCAACUCCACUAAAAUGAAGACAGAGGGCCUGACCCAGACAAUGGUGGAUCGCUGCAUUCAAGACGAGAUUGUGGAUUUUCUUACCAGAGUUUUGACCCAUGCUGAGAGCCAUGCUCAUGGCUCCGGUGAAACAAGAGAUCUGGAUGCAGAGAAGAAGAAGAAACCACGGCGUGAGCUGCCCUUUGACCUUGAGAGAUCACAACCCUCUUCACCAGCUGUGAGGGUACCCAUCUCACCAUCAGGUUCAGAAGAUAUGUCCAGUGUUUGCAGUAGUCCUACAGCCAGUCCCAAACCAAAGACCGUCGGUCUGUCUCCGGCUCAGAAAUCCAGCCUCAUUACUGCCACACAGCUUCUGAAGACCCACAUGCAGCGCUCAGGAACUGUGCUCACACACAAACAAGCACAAGCUCAGUUUGCUGCUUUUAUGAAACAUAAUAUGCUGGUGAGGAAAAGCAUUCCUCCUGGCAGCCCUUCCUGUCUCUUUGUGCCGGUGCCCAGUGAGCAAGUGGAGGGUUUGGACCGAGAUGACCUGAGGCUCAACCUGAAGAGGAGACAGACUACAAGUCCCACUCCCACCAAAGCCUCCAAAAGAGCCAAGAUUAAAGUCACCAUCGUCUCCCAAGGAGACACAGCGGGGGGCAUGGCUGGCUCUACAGUUCAGGAAGUGGGUUUGUCAGGAAAGCCCCUUGGAGUGACAGUUGGCCAGACCGUAUCAGGGGUCAAAGAACUGUCUGAGCUGCUCAGUGCACAAAGGUCAGGGGGUCUGGGAGAGGUUUCUGGAGCUCUGGGAUCUAGUGAGGGGUCGUUUCAUAGCCUACAGGGCAGCAUGAUGUCCAGUUCUUCCUCUCCUGUCCAUGCGCAGGCCACUACAGCUGCUCAAGGUGUCGGGAGGGAAGCCCCAGGGGCAGAUCUUGAGCUCUCUCAGCCCAGGCAGCGGCACUGUAGUCCGGGCAGUACCAGUCGUGUCUACCGGCUCCGGGGUAACCAAAACCAUGGCCAUCCACCAACUCCUCACCAACGGCGGUCUGGCCAAACUAGCCAGUAGUCUGCCUGGACUGGCUCACGUCUCCAGCCAGAGCGCGGGUACGUCCUCCUCGAAACUGACGACACAGCGUUCCAAACAGCGACGACCGCGAUGAGUAGGGAUUGAGGUCACUGAUGCAGCAAUCAGGUCAAAAGUCAAAUCCAGUUGUAAAGUUAGCACAGUUAUGCUAACAGUUUUUUAUGCGGGUUGGUUACAUUUGGUAAAUGUUUGAUAUGUUUUUAGCUACAGCAAUAAAUAUAGUCACCUGAGCAUGUAAAUAUGUACCAUAAACACCAACGUUUUUGUAGAUUUGUACUGGUUAAUGCAUGUAGAGGGCAUUUGGUGAUAUUGGAUUUGGUCAACCAAUAUUUUUUACUUGCAUAUUAAUGUACUUUUUGACAUGCAUAGUUUUUUGUAGUGGCUGCUAGGGGCCAACAUUUCACUGUAGCUGAGCCAAAAUAUUGAAAUGGCAAUCAGUACUAUAAAAUAAGACAUUUUGAUAGUUUCAGCUUUUAAAUUCCUACAUCAUCUGCUUCCAUUUGUCUGGUGUGCUAAAGAUAACCACCUCAUUAACUACGUUUCCAUCCAAGGGUUUUUUUGCGACAAAAAGUGUAGCACAUCAAAAAGUUUACCAAUAUAGAUGAAGGAAACGCAAAUUAUCACAAAGAUUUCACUAGUGUCAACAUUAUUUUUAUGUUGAACUCUAGCGCAUUAACUAUUUAGAUACUUCAAAUGUCACGAAAAACUGGUUUGAAACACUUUUUGUUGAGAAAAUUGGCAUUAAUUAGUGUCACAUGAAAGAAUUUACCCUAAUCGUUAGCCUGCAUUAAUCAUGACGACAAGGUAUACAUCCUUGAAAGCUAAUUUAUUUUACUUGAAGCAUUACGCGCACUGUUAUGGAUUGGUCUUAAUGGCAUACCUGCACAGAUCUGUGUCAUGACACUUCCAGUGUGCCAACACAAAUAUCUCGUAUCAUGCACCGGUCAUCGACAAGUGCAAGGAGAACAAAUGAAUUGCCACUCUUUGAGAUUAAUCAAGGUAGACAUCCAUUUAUUUAUUAAAAUUGCUUUUCCACACCAUUCAAAAUAAUAGACGGCAUUCAUGGAAUUAGCCCACAAUGCAGUAAACAUGUCAUUUCUGUGCACAAAGAUAUUUUAAAUUAAAAAUAAAUACACAAUACUAGGAGAAAAACUUCAGUGUGCUGUUUUUAAACACUAACACAUAGACCAAUUCUAUAAAAUUAUUGUUUAGCUUUUCAAAAAAAUGCUUUUGAAAAAAAUUCCCUGUAUUAAAAUAAAUAAACUACCAAACGAAAGAAAUAUUUUGUUAGGAAUAUAUAAUUGCCUUUUCCUUACACAAACUUAAAUUUGCUUUACCCUGUUCUGAAGAUGAAAAGUCGUCUGAAUGACAUUCUCAGAAUGUUCUGCAACUAUUUGUCCAAUGAGUUCACUUUCAAAAAAUAAACUUUUGAACAUUUUAAAACGUUUAAAUAUUUGAAAUCAAACCCUCUUUUUUUAUCGUAUUUGCUGAGCUUCUUCAGAAAAUGUAAAUUGCAUUAUGAUGCUAAAAUUAAUUUCGAUGACAAUCAAGUUUAGUUGGUCGUUAAAAGUUGCUGGACAAAUAUUUGGGUUUGCAGUUGUGAUGAGACGCUUUAGAUGAUUGUUCAAUAUAUUGAAUAUCAGGAAUGUAUCAUAUGUAAACCUGAUAUUACAUCGCAUCAGUGUUUCUUUAAUAGCUGUGCACACCACAUAUACACAUCGAUUGAUGGUCCUUAUACUAAGACUGAAAGUUUCUUCCACUACUUAAUGCAGGUUGUCAGCUUGAACAGGGCCAUGACAAUUUGCUUUCGGGUCAGAACCGGUGGCAACCUGCGAUAGACAGAACAUCAGGACCAAUAUUACAGUCUUAUCAGAAGAGCAACUGCUCCCUUUUGAUCGCAAUUCCUCGUCUUCUGAUUGAAUUUCUGAAAUUAUGAAAUUAAAAAGACUGUUAAACUGGCUAAUUUCAAUGAAUUGUCUUAAUACUCUCCCCAUUUUACCAAAACGUCAGAGGAAAAAACUUUAGGGACAUCUGGGAGGUGAAAGGUACACAAUUAGCGAUAUACACACAUUUCUGUAUGGAAACGGUUUAAGGGCAGAUUUAUUUUACGAUGAACCAAAACUUAUGCGACAAAGUGUUUUUUAGGCAUGACGUCAUCACGCACACCAUUUCUGUCGAUAAAAGGCCAUUUGAAUGGAAACGGACAGAAAACUGCAAAUUUCACAAACUUUCUUUUAAUCAUUUUCACUUUGUCGAUAACAAAACAGAGCGAAAAGUGGAUGGGAAAUAGAUAAUUAUGUUUUAUGUUCCAUUAUUUGUUUUGUUAAUUUUUAUUUUCUGUUUACCUGUUUUUAUUUGCUGGAAGAGAUGUAUGUCAUUUGUAAGGACAUUCAUUAAACAGCCAACAUCAAACUGUCCAAUUUUGUACCUCUUUUUUUGUCAUUGUUCUUUGAUGUUGUUUUUAUUGUUGAAUCAUUUUUAUCUCCAUCUUCUCCCAACAAGCAUGAACACUAG